This is a messenger RNA of Salvia hispanica, 1022 nucleotides long. Its product is annotated as gamma-interferon-responsive lysosomal thiol protein. Gene Ontology annotation, molecular function: oxidoreductase activity, acting on a sulfur group of donors, disulfide as acceptor. Lineage: Eukaryota; Viridiplantae; Streptophyta; Magnoliopsida; Lamiales; Lamiaceae. The record is from RefSeq and is a predicted model, not a curated record.
UUAUAGUAAUCAAGAGAGAGAGAGAGAGGAUCUGGAAAAGAAAAAAGUGACAAAGUAGAGUUCAUAGGAACAAGCAAUUCUUGUUUGAUGCAUUCUUGGUGAUGAAGGAAGAAUCAUAACUGCAUAAUAACCCACUUCUCAGCAGCUCAUUGUUUCAGUUACUGAGACGAAGGCAAAAUGGGUUGUGAGAAACUAUUAGUUCUCACAUUUUUGGUAGCAGUAGCUCAUGCAGCAGCAGACAGCAUGCAAAUGCAACCAGUAAUGGCUUCUUCAUCAGACAACAAAGUGAACUUGUCUGUCUACUACGAAUCACUGUGCCCCUACUGUGCCAAUUUCAUGGUCAAUCAUCUCCUCAAGAUUUUUCAGACAGAUCUCAUCAACAUAGUCAAUCUCAGACUCAUCCCUUGGGGCAACACUCAGAUUCAAUCCAAUGAUACUUGGAUUUGCCAGCAUGGUGUAGACGAAUGUCGGUUGGAUGUGAUAGAGGCUUGCGCCAUCAAUUCCUGGCCUAAAGUGGAGAAGCAUUUCAAGUUUAUAUACUGUGUGGAGCGACUGCAUUUGAUGGACAAACACACACAGUGGCAAUCAUGCUAUGGUGCAAAUAAUUUGGAUCAAACACCCGUAAACAAUUGCUAUAAUAAUGGCCUUGGUUUUCAGCUUGAGAUGGCAUAUGCUGAUGAAACGACUAAGCUCAAUCCUCGUCACAGAUUCGUGCCAUGGGUUGUUGUCAACAAUAUUCCUCUUCAAGAAGAUUUUGAGAACUUCAUAGGAUAUGUUUGCAGAGCUUACAGAGGAAACAAGGUGCCCAAAGCUUGUGCUCGUUAACAGAAAGUUUAAAAGAAUCUGAAGUAAUCUGAAGAUUCAAGAAAACUUUAAAAUAACUUCAGUUUUCCAUAUGUAAUAGUUUCUGUAUCUCGACAGCUUCGCUGUAGAAACAUGUUGUAAUAAUAGGUACCUGUUUUGAACCUCAAAUGUACAAGUAAAUUUUGCUGCUUAAUUUUCAAUAAGCAAUCUCCAAGUCA